Trichobilharzia regenti is the source of this 3492-nucleotide messenger RNA. NCBI's taxonomy places the organism in Eukaryota, Metazoa, Platyhelminthes, Trematoda, Strigeidida, Schistosomatidae. The record is from the annotation of a GenBank genome assembly.
AGGUAAUCAGCAGCUUUAAACAAGCUCCAUACUAAGAUAUUGGAUAUUGGAUACAUUUGAAGCCGUCCAACUGCUUGGAUUCCAAGGUCGUUCAAGAGUUUGCAUGGUCAUCAUCGCUGACAAAAGUGAACGAGGAUGUUAAUGUUUUUCUGAUCAUAGUAUUUGUUAUGUAAGACACCUGAUUUUGAAAAAGCCUACAAAAUAACCUUGUCAUUCAUGGCAGGGUUUGUCCGAAGACUGUACUUCUAUGGAAUAUAGAUAUCAGCAAAAGUGUUUAAACCCCGCAUUCUGGUACUCCAACGGUCCUGGUGGCAGUGUUACUUUCAGUUUAGGAUCUGGACAACAGCUUGGAGAUGUUGGUUUAUCAGAAGUACAAGCUGCUCACAGCCACUUAAUGCUUAACACGUAUUUGCCAUCGAAAUCUCAGUCCAUGACUUUUACCAGUCCUCAACAAAAUGUUAUGCCUUUAUUAGCAUAUGGAAAAACUAGCAACAGUAUUACAGAUUCAAACAAGCCUUUUGGUUAUGUGCAAACAUUACCACAUGCGCUGCUUGGACCACCGCCACCGUAUAUACAAUCGGGUAAUUCUGAUUGUGCAUCCAGUUUUUGCCAGCCUCAAUAUAUUCGUCAGUAUCCAUUUUCUUUGGUACGAAGACCUUCAAGUUCUCAUCGCUAUGCUCAUAAUAAAGCAGUAUUAUCCCAUGUUAACAACCACUCAAGUACUAAACACAUCCCUGUCUCUCUGCCAGAUGGAUUACCAUCCGAAUCACAGAUAUCUCGAUCGUCUUCUAACUGCUCAUGUGGUGAUUCAAUUGAGUCGUCACCAAAGAGAAGAUCCCUUCCGUCUGAUAAAGAAGCAAUAACCACUAAAUUGGAUAACCAGUGUCUUAAUGGUGGCAUGGAACAGGCUGCGGAGUGUGAGAAGAAAGUCAUAUCUUGUGAUGGAGAAAUUGCAUCAGGAGAUAAGAAACUUCCUGAGGCUGGUGAUGAUGAUAAUACGACUACUGCAUGUGUUAAAAACAGCCCAAACUCAGAUGUCUAUUCAACUGAUCAAGUUCUAUCCAGUCAUUCUUAUUCACAGGAACCAAGCACCCUUGUAACAAGCUAUAUCAAUCAGGGUUCUACCUCAUUUUCUGGUAUGUCUUUACCGACUCUGGACAGUCCUGAUGGUUCUAAUUCACUUUGUUCUGUUUUAAAUUUAAUGUCAACAUCAUCCACUUCAUUUAGUGGACAAACAAAGGAUCAAGCUAGACAAGAUGCUUUAUCGCCUUAUCAAACAUUUGUUGAAUCGAAUAAUAUUCCCACAGGAUCUAAUGAAAAUCAAGUGAAUGAGAACCAUCAAACAAACACUUCAGGCAGUGGUGCCUUACCCAUACCAGUACUCUUUUCAACGAAUCGUGGUUUACAAAUGAUUCCCAAUAGACAGUCUCUGCCUAACGGCGGGGGUACACCGUUGUCUUUUACAUCAACACAACCAAAUGGUAUGCAAUUUGUUAUCAGUCCACUUGCACCCACUGGUUAUAUCCUACCAUCAUCAUCAUAUAUGGAGAAUUUAUCAAUGUUAAUUUGGCAAUUUUAUACAUAUACCAAGCAAACUUCAUUAAAGUAUGCUAAGAAAGUUCACUUGCGUAAUGCUUUACAUGUUGUUGUAUCAGGAGUUUUUGAAAAUGCUGGUCUGUAUAUUGUCGGCUCAUCAAUGAACGGUUUUGGUUCAGAUCAAAGUGAUAUGGAUAUGUGUUUAACUGUGACAUCACGUGAUUUACAACAGAAAACAGAAGCUGCUUACAUAUUAAGUCAGCUGUUACCACCUUUAAGAAAGUGUAGUUUUAUUCGUGACUUAAAUUUAAUUCGUGCUAAAGUUCCAAUAUUAAAAUUUCGUGAUACACUAGCUGGUGUAGACUGUGAUUUGAAUGUGAAUAAUGUUGUCGGAAUAUAUAAUACACAUUUACUGGCCAUGUAUACAAAGAUCGAUUGGCGUGUUCGACCAUUGGGAAUGUUUAUCAAGCACUGGGCUCAACGUAUGGAUAUUCACGAUGGUAAACGUGGUCGUCUCUCAACUUAUCCGUUACUUCUAAUGCUUAUCCAAUACCUACAGGCAUCAUGCUCUCCGCCGAUUUUGCCUAAUUUACAGGCCAAAUUCCCAAAAAUAUUCAAUUAUACUAGACCAUUGUGUGAAUUAGAUAUGCGUCUUGAAUUACCAUGGGCUGAAUUACGCUCAAAUAAUCAAGCAAGUUUAGCUGAAUUAUUUAUUGGAUUUAUUCAUUAUUAUACAAAUGAAUUUAAUUUUAACCAAUGGGCUGUGUCGAUCCGUCAUGGAACACCAUUGCCUAUAGAUUUAGCUAUUAAACGCUUACCACCACAUGAACAAGCGUAUACAGCAAAAAAUUUAAAAAUUUUCAUUGAAGAACCUUUCUGUCAGACGAAUGCUGCACGUUCACUUCGUGCUGAUGAUAUUGUCCCACGAAUAAGACAAGCAUUUAUGAAAACAAAUCAAAUUCUGCGCUCACAACGUCCAUUAGAAUCAUUAUGGAUCAAUAAUAACAUUAAUAAUAAUAUUAAUAAUAAUUAUUAUAAUGUUGACUGUAUGGAAUGAACGGAUGAACGGAUAAAGCUGAAUGAAUGAACGACUAACUAACUUUUCUCCGGGCGUUUCUUUUCCCAUGACUAUCAUCGUCUUUUGUUAAAAUUUACACUCCUUUUGAUUGGUUGUCAUCAUUAGAAAAUUUGGGGAAGAAUCCCGGUGUAUAGAUGGUUGGAUAAUAUACCCUUGUUUUCUCUCAUAUUAUAUUACUAAAUAUAGAAACGUGGAUGUGAUUUGAGAACAACAACAACAACCCUUUAUUUUGUUCCCUUUUUCUUCUUCAAUGUCCAAUGUAGCAUGUCUUUUUUGUUUAAAAUAACCACUUUUCUUUUAGAAAAAAUUUGCCGCUUCAUUUGAUAACAUUUGACAACAGAAACUAACGCUACUUACAAACUUAACUCCAUUUUAAGAAACUACCUAAAAUAAGCACUUGUAAAACUUUCAAAAACCAUUUCCCCAAAAAUUCUUUAUAUACAUAUAUAUUAUUACUGUUAUUAUUAUUAUUAGCGUAAAUACUAUUUGACAUGAUAAUACCGCUACUAAUAUGUCUGAUGAAUGCACAUACAUACCAUAUCGAUUCAUAUAUGUACAUACUAUAAAUAAUUAUCUUUAGAUAUAUAUAAUAUAUAUAUAUAUAUAUAUUCCCAAUCUCUAGUAAUAUCAUUUAAUUCUUUUUGUGAUUCAAUAAUAUUGAUUGAUGAUUACGCUUCCUCGUGUUUCUUUUUUUUCAAUGUUCAAUACCAACAACAAAUGCGCGCUUUUUUCAAAUUUUGAUUUUUCCUUCUUUUGAAUUUUUUAGUUUUUGAAUUGAUGGUAUGUGUAUUUCUUUGACUGGGUGCGGGCGUGUUUAAUAACAACUACCUUCCUUUAUAAUCUAUUUAUUAUUAUUAUUAUUAUUAUUAUUAUGUGAU